GAAGCUCACCGCUGCACAGUGUCUGGUCCUGUCGUUAGCGAAAUGGCACUACUCUACAAAUCAGCAGCAACGCUGCUCAGACCGUCAAAGCUGGCGCCUUUGACAGCAACACUAACGCGACAGUAUUCAGCCAGCCAGUACCAGUACAUCCUGGUAGAGAAGCGCGGUGAGAAGCAGAAUGUGGGCUUCAUCCAGCUGAACCGGCCCAAGGCUCUGAACGCGCUGUGCGACGGCCUGAUGCUCGAGGUGGGGCAGGCGCUGGAUACCUUCGAGGCCGACACGCAGGUGGGCGCCAUCGUCAUCACGGGCAGCGAGCGAGCCUUUGCAGCGGGUGCUGACAUCAAGGAGAUGCAGAACCGCACGUUUCAGGAGUGCUACGGGGGAAACUUUCUGGCCCACUGGAACAAGGUGUCUCUGGUCAAAAAGCCCGUCAUAGCAGCAGUCAACGGAUUUGCACUAGGCGGUGGCUGUGAGUUUGCCAUGAUGUGUGACAUCAUAUACGCAGGGGAGAAGGCCCAGUUUGGGCAACCAGAGAUUCUACUGGGGACCAUCCCAGGUGCAGGAGGCACGCAGAGGCUGACACGAGCCGUGGGGAAGUCCCUCGCCAUGGAGAUGGUUCUGACCGGAGACCGCAUCACAGCCCAGGACGCCAAGCAGGCAGGUCUCGUGAGUAAAGUGUUCCCCGCGGACCAGCUCGUCUCCGAGGCCAUCAAGACCGGGGAGAAGAUCGCUUGCAACUCCAAGCUGGUGUCUGCGAUGGCCAAGGAGGCCAUCAACGCAGCGUACGAGUUGACGUUGGCUGAGGGGAACCGUCUGGAGAAGAGGCUGUUCCACGCCACCUUCGCCACGGAGGACCGAAAAGAAGGGAUGACUGCAUUUGUUGAAAAGAGAAAAGCGGACUUCCAAGACAACUAAAAGAAGUCGGGUGGUUGGACUGUUUUAGAAUAAAAGAUUUCUGGUAUUUAGUUCUUGCUGGAUGCUGGAUCGCGUGAUGCCUUACUGUUGCUUUCGGCCUGACUAAUGAGUGGGCCAGACCGGACAUGCUUUCAGAGUCUCUGUGACACACCACUGAUGUGAAAACACACACACACACACACACACACACACACAUACAUACACACUCCUAUGCACACUCACACCCAUACACACACACACACACACACACACACACACACACUUGUGAUCAACACUGUUGUCUUUGCCUACAUUCUCCACUCUAUCAUGUUUUUGAUAUAUUUUCCCUAAGAGACAUUUUUGUCUCAAGUGUUUGCCGAAUAAAAUGUAGAUUGUGUUACA
Clupea harengus (Atlantic herring) is the source of this 1296-nucleotide messenger RNA. RefSeq names its product enoyl-CoA hydratase, short chain 1 (gene echs1). Gene Ontology annotation, molecular function: catalytic activity. NCBI's taxonomy places the organism in Eukaryota, Metazoa, Chordata, Actinopteri, Clupeiformes, Clupeidae. The record is from RefSeq and is a predicted model, not a curated record. Gene Ontology annotation, biological process: fatty acid beta-oxidation. Gene Ontology annotation, cellular component: mitochondrion.